Leishmania mexicana MHOM/GT/2001/U1103 is the source of this 1968-nucleotide messenger RNA. Its product is annotated as GP63, leishmanolysin. Bases 1 to 1968 code for a protein of 655 amino acids. The record is from RefSeq and is a predicted model, not a curated record. Lineage: Eukaryota; Euglenozoa; Kinetoplastea; Trypanosomatida; Trypanosomatidae. The transcript has a single exon. Gene Ontology annotation, biological process: cell adhesion; proteolysis. Gene Ontology annotation, molecular function: metalloendopeptidase activity. Gene Ontology annotation, cellular component: membrane; cytoplasm.
AUGCCCGUCGACAGCAGCAGCACGCACCGGCACCGCUGCGUCGCCGCGCGCCUGGUGCGCCUCGCGGCUGCCGGCGCCGCAGUCACCGUCGCUGUCGGCACCGCGGCCGCGUGGGCACACGCCGGUGCGCCCCAGCACCGCUGCAUCCACGACGCGAUGCAGGCCCGCGUGCUGCAGUCGGUGGCGGCUCAGCGCAUGGCCCCCAGCGCGGUGUCCGCGGUGGGCCUGCCGUACGUGUCCGUGGUCCCCGUCGAGAACGCCAGCACCCUCGACUACUCGCUAUCGGACAGCACGUCGCCCGGUGUUGUGCGCGCCGCGAACUGGGGCGCGCUGCGCAUCGCCGUCUCCGCCGAAGACCUCACCGACCCCGCCUACCACUGCGCUCGUGUUGGGCAGCGCGUCAACAACCACGCCGGCGACAUCGUCACCUGCACCGCCGAGGACAUCCUCACCGACGAGAAGCGCGACACCCUCGUCAAGCACCUCGUCCCGCAGGCGCUGCAGCUGCACAGGGAGCGCCUGAAGGUGCGGCAGGUGCAGGGCAAGUGGAAGGUGACGGGCAUGGCGGCCGACGUGUGCGGCUACUUCAAGGUGCCGCCGGAGCACAUCACGGAAGGCGUGACCAACACCGACUUCGUGCUGUACGUCGCCUCCGUGCCGAGCGAGGAGAGUGUGCUGGCGUGGGCCACGACCUGCCAGGUGUUCGCUGACGGCCACCCAGCCGUCGGCGUCAUCAACAUCCCCGCGGCGAACAUUGCGUCGCGGUACGACCAGCUCGUCACGCGUGUCGUCACGCACGAGAUGGCGCACGCGCUGGGCUUCAGCGACACAUUCUUUGAGGCCGUCGGCAUCGUGCAAGAGGUGCCGCACGUUCGCGGCAAGGACUUUAAUGUGUCGGUGAUCACCAGCAGCACGGCGGUGGCGAAGGCGCGUGAGCAGUACGGCUGCAACAGCUUGGAGUAUCUGGAGAUUGAGGACCAGGGCGGUGCGGGCUCCGCCGGGUCGCAUAUCAAGAUGCGCAACGCGCAGGACGAGCUCAUGGCGCCUGCCGCAUCUGCCGGGUACUACACCGCCCUGACCAUGGCCGUCUUCCAGGACCUCGGCUUCUACCAGGCGGACUUCAGCAAGGCCGAGGCGAUGCCGUGGGGCCGGAACGCCGGCUGCGCCUUCCUCAGCGAGAAGUGCAUGGCGAAGAACGUCACGAAGUGGCCGCCGAUGUUCUGCAAUGAGAGUGCGGCCACCAUACGGUGCCCCACCGACCGUCUGAGCCUCGGAACUUGUGGUAUAACAGCAUACAAUACUUCGUUGGCGACGUACUGGCAGUACUUCACCAACGCGUCCCUCGGGGGCUACUCGCCAUUCCUGGACUACUGCCCGACUGUUGUUGGCUACAGGAAUGGCUCGUGCAAUCAGGAUGCGUCGACGGCACCGGACCUUCUCGCUGCGUUCAACGUCUUCUCCGAGACCGCGCGGUGCAUCGAUGGCGCCUUCACGCCGAAGAACAGAACCGCUGCGGAUGGAUACUACGGCGGCCUGUGCGCCAACGUGAAGUGCGACACGGCCACGCGCACGUACAGCGUCCAGGUGCGCGGCAGCAACGGCUACGUGAACUGCACGCCGGGCCUCAGAGUUAAGUUGAGCAGCGUGAGCGACGCCUUCGAGAAGGGCGGCUACGUCACGUGCCCGCCGUACGUGGAGGUGUGCCAGGGCAACGUCAAAGCUGCCAAGGACUUUGCAGGCGACACCGACAGCUCCAGCAGCGCCGAUGACGCUGCCGACAAAGAGGCGAUGCAGCGGUGGAGUGACAGGGUGGCCGCCUUGGCUACUGCGACGACGCUGCUGCUAGGAAUGGUGCUCUCUCUCGUGACACUCCUCGUGGUGCGGCUACUCCUUACCAGCUCCCCCUGGUGCUGCUGCAGACUGGGGGGGGGGGCUCCCGACGUGAGUUGCGACGGCCCACUAGCUUGA